Molecule: messenger RNA, 1358 nt
Organism: Hibiscus syriacus
Lineage: Eukaryota; Viridiplantae; Streptophyta; Magnoliopsida; Malvales; Malvaceae
Product: pseudopaline exporter CntI
Exons: 10
Coding region: 136-1326 (396 amino acids)
Cellular component (GO): membrane
Source: RefSeq, a predicted model, not a curated record
GAAAACCAGCUUCAUGGUUGCCGGAACAGAACUUUAUAGAUUCGCUUUUAAUUGAUACUCCAGAUUACAUAACUACAAUCUACUUUACGGUCUCUUUAGGAUCUCUUUUUUUUUUGGACCUUUUGAUGCGCGGUGAUGGCGGCUUCAGCAGAUGCCAGUACCGAUGACGGCAAUCAUACUGUGGAACUGAUCGUGCUUGACAACUCAGAAUCCGCAGCUAAUGGUGGCUCCGUCGCAUCGUCUUCGGAGGAGAUAACACCUCUCUUGACGCAGAUCGAGAGGCCAAAGAUCAACAUCUUUUCGGUCUCUCGUUCCCGAAGAAAACCUAGGGAGCUAGUUAUAAAAGUACCAGAAACAGAGAUAUCUCCGUUUUCACAGUUUCUGUCAUGGGCAUGGAAUGGAUCCAGAUACUCUGGUCUAGUAUGCAUGGCCUUUUCAUCUAUAAUUUACUUUGUCAUGGAAGUUCUGUCUGAUAAUUUCACUGCUCAGCCAAUUCCUUUAUUUGAGACUGCAUUUGUAAGAUGUACAGUUACCUUGAUAUUAUCAUAUUUAUGGUUGAGAAGAAUUGGGCAGUCAAUAUUUGGAGCAACUUAUCCGAGGAAACUUUUAGUUUUAAGAGCUCUAGUGGGAUAUCUCACAUUGUUGAGUUUUAUCUAUUGCAUUCAAAGAGUACCUUUCUCUCUGAUUAUUUUAUUGAGCUUUACAACUCCAAUAAUGGCUUCAUUCAUGGCUAGAAUUAUUUUGCAUGAGAAGUUGAAAAUUGCAGAAAUUGGAGGUCUUGCUUGCAGUUUCUCCGGCCUGCUUUUUAUUUUUCAGCAGAUGCUUACUACAAAAGGAGGACUACAUAAAACCGUGGAAGCAAGCAAUUCAAGUUUCGGAGGAAGUAAACACAUUUAUGCAAUCUUAAUUGGUUGUAUUUCAUCAGUAACUGGUGGAAUUAGCUAUUGUCUCAUAAAGGCUGCCGCAAAGGCAUCAGAUCAGCCUGUGGUGACAGUUUUGUCAUUUGGAAUACUGGCUAGUCCUGCUGCAGGAAUAUGCACAUUAGCCUUUGAGGAGUUUGUGCUGCCAAGUUUCUAUUCACUGUCUCUGAUGCUUGCACUUGGUAUUCUGUCCUUCUUAGCAGAGGUGUUUUUAGCUCGUGGACUACAGCUUGAGAAAAUUAGUAAAGCUGCAAAUGUCCUCUUUGUCGAGGCUGCCUUUUCACAGUUAUGGGGCAUAGGUACCUCAAGCAUUGCUUCUUCGUUCGGUCGACUUGUUGGGUGCCUCCUUAUCUUAAUCUCUGUUUCUUUUACCAUGUAUUUUGGACCGGAAAAGGAGAUUGAAUGAGAAUUGUCGGUACUGUCCCCUUCUGUUGUUGC